Molecule: messenger RNA, 2760 nt
Organism: Phalacrocorax carbo (great cormorant)
Lineage: Eukaryota; Metazoa; Chordata; Aves; Suliformes; Phalacrocoracidae
Source: RefSeq, a predicted model, not a curated record
ACCGCGGUCCCCGUGGCCAUGACACCAGGCCCCGCCCGGGCCUCCUCCGUCGCCAUGGCAACACCAGGCCGGGCAGGCGACGCCAUCUUAAGACCGGGCACAGCGGCCUCGUCUCCUCCCCCUUUCCAGCCCCCUCGCUUCCGGUCACCUGCCAAUCAUUCGGGCGGCGCGCCAGCGACUUCCGGCGAGGUGGCCAAUCGUGGCGGCGGCUGCGGGGAGCCACGUGACGCGGAAGCGGAAGUAGGAGACGUGGAGAUGGAGCCGGACGGGGCGACACGGCACCCCCCCAAACGCCGGUUACCGGCCACGGCGCCUCGUAUGGCGGAUCCACACCCUCUCUUCGGUGAUACCAGCGCGGCGGGGGGCGGCGGGGCCCAACCGGGCCGGGGUUACGGGGCUCCCCCGGCCGCCGCCGCCGCCUCCCGGGACCCACCGGCCGCGGCCUUCCUGGGCGAGCCGGUGUCCCUGGCCUUGGCCUACGGGAGCAGCUUGGCCAGCCAGGGCCGCGACAUCAUGGACCGUAACGUGAGUGGGGGGGGGACGCGACACGGGGGGGCUCCGUGGCCGGUUACCGGGACCCCUCACGGCCCUUUAACUCUCCGCCGCCUGUUGCUCGACCGGUUCAUCCCCGUGGGGCGGCUGAAGUAUUAUUUCGCCGUGGACACCGCGUACGUGGGGAGGAAACUGGGGCUUCUCAUCUUUCCCUUCGCGCAUCAGGACUGGCAGGUGCGGUACCAGCAGGACACCCCCGUCGCCCCCCGCUUCGACGUCAACGCCCCCGAUCUCUACAUCCCAACGAUGGCCUUCAUCACCUACAUCCUCGUCGCCUGCUUGGUGCUGGGCACCCAAAACAGGUUCUCCCCCGACAGCCUGGGCUUGCAGGCGAGCUCGGCGCUGGCCUGGCUCAUCGUGGAGGUUCUGGCCAUCCUCCUCAGCCUCUACCUCCUCGCCGUCAACACCAGCCUCACCACCAUCGACCUCAUCGCCUUCAUCGGCUACAAAUAUGUGGGGAUGAAUCUGGGCCUCAUCGCCGGGCUCGUUUUUGGCCGCAGCGGUUACUACGUGGUGCUGAGCUGGUGCUGCCUCAGCAUUUUCGUGUUUAUGGGGUGCAGAGUCCAUUGGGGCGCUGGUCCCCGAGAGGCCACCGUCGGUCCCCGAGAGGCCCCCCCGCCCCCGAGGUCAUUGUGGUGCCACGACCCACGCAGGGGCUGCUGGCCCCCCUCCCCACCGUGCCCCCCCGCGAGGGGCCAGGCCCAGGUAUGGGGGGCAGAGCAGAGAGCCCGGAGCCCCGCGCCGGGGCGGGGUGUUGCGGGUAUUUGCGGUGUUGCGGGUAUUUGGGGUGUUGCGGGGGGGGCGGGGGGCGUGUGUGUCACCCCCGGGGGACCCCCCCCUCCCCAACCCCCCCCCCGUUUGUGCCCCACAGACGCGGACGAGUGCUCCAACGGGACGCUGUGCGGGGCUCACGCCGCCUGCCGCAACCUGCCGGGCUCCUUCCAGUGCGUCUGCGACCCCGGCUACGAGAGCGCCCGCCACGGCCACGGCUGCGUGGAUGUGGACGAGUGCGAGACGCUGCGGGGCGUCUGCGGGGCCGAACGGUGCGAGAACGUGGAAGGCUCCUUCCUCUGCCUCUGCCCCGACACCCGCGACGAGUUCGACCCCGUGCCGGGGCGAUGCGUGACCCCCCCGGCCCCCCAAAACCCGCCGCGGGCCCCCCCCGAAGGCGCCGCCUGCUUCAGCAGGGCUUGCGGGGUGCUGGCACCCAACGUCAGCCGGGAGCGCUGCUGCUGCAGCCUGGGCUGGGCGUGGGGCACCCACUGCCCCGCGCGGCCCUGCCCGACCCCCGGCACCGAGGCCCACCUCGCCAUCUGCCCGCACGGGCAGGGCCGCACCGCCGAGGGUCCCCAGGGCUCGCCGGCAGACGUGGACGAGUGCCAGCUCUUCGGGCCCCAGCUCUGCCGGGGGGGGGUUUGCCUCAACGCCGCCCCCGGCUUCAGCUGCUACUGCCCCAGCGGCUACUACUACGAGCAGGAGCACCUGCAGUGCGUGGAUAACGACGAGUGUGGGGCGGAGGAUGCCGAGCCCUGCGUGGGGGGUCGCUGCGUCAACACGGUGGGCUCCUACUACUGCUCGUGCCCCCCGCCCCUGGUCCUGGACGGCUCCCAGCGCCGCUGCGUCGCCAACGACACCCACCGGGAUGCUGCGCAGGCGGUGUGUUGGCAGGAGGUGGGGGUCGACCUGGUGUGCGGCAGACCCCGGCUGGACAGGCAGGUCACCUACACCGAGUGCUGCUGCCUGUACGGGCAGGCCUGGGGCAUGGACUGCGCCCUCUGCCCCGCCCGCCACUCAGAUGACUUCGAGUUCCUCUGCAACGUGCUGCGCCCCCCCAGCUACGGCCCCCCCCGCGCCCCCCCUUCCUACGAAUACGCCCCCGACUUCGCCCCCCCUUACGGCCUCCCUUACGGCCCCGACGUUUUCGGGGGGCCCCGCGUGCCCCCCCCGGCUCUCCGUUCCGACUACGACCCUUACGGUUUCGGGGGUCUGGCGGGGGGUUACGACCCCCGGGGGGACGCUCUCUACGCCCCCCCCCGCUAUGAAGGCGAGGAUUUUGAGGACCCCCGGCGCCCCCUCGCCCACCGACCCCGGGGACCCCGCUACGAGCCCCCCGACCCCCCCCCCGGCUCCCCCUGGUCCUACCAACCCCACGGGACGGGGGGGUUCAGCGAGGAGGAGGAGGAGGAGGAGGAGGAGGAGGAUGAUGCC